Brassicogethes aeneus is the source of this 2873-nucleotide messenger RNA. NCBI's taxonomy places the organism in Eukaryota, Metazoa, Arthropoda, Insecta, Coleoptera, Nitidulidae. The record is from the annotation of a GenBank genome assembly.
GGUGUUUCUUCUUAGUGAUUUCAUUUUAUUUAAGUAUAAUAUCAGUGUGUGUCAUCAUGUCUGAAAGAAAGCAUGGAUGUAAAUGUAGAGGUAUUGAAAAUAGGCCAUCCAGCCAAACUAGAAAAAAUAAUGUUGCUAAAUGUGUUCCCUCAUUGGAGUCCAAUAGAUUGGCUUUGCAAGAUUUGGAUUUAAAUCGUUUGGCUCAACCAACUAGUUCAAAGUUAAAGUCAACUUCGACUAAUACUAUUACCGUUUCAACCUCUUGUCGUUGUGUCCAGAGACGCCAAAAUAACCCUAAAACAGUCUUAACUGCUUGUGGUUGUGCCCAGAGACGCAAAAAAUGUUGCGUACAGAGAACUCAGACAAAUAAUCCUCCUAAAACACAGACAAAUUGUGUGCAUGAAUCGGAGCCAACUUCAUCAACCAAGUUACGAGGUAAAACUGCAGCCACUCAAUCUACAUCCAGUUUAAAUAAACCGAAAUGUUUAACUUGCUUAAAUAAGAAGAGUACCAGUACAGUUACAAGUAGCGGAACAGAUAAAGGAACUUCGGCACGCUCCAAGCAAUCCUCAACAAGUAGUACUAAUAAAGGAACUUCAAGUACAUCUUCCAAAACAGGUUCUUCUUUAAAAAUAACAGGACCAAUUCAAUAUUUAACAGCAAUUCCUUUGAGUCAAGCUAGUGAUAAAAUAAAAGAAUCAAUAGCAUCGAGUUCUCAUCGUAUUUAUUGUAUAAAAGCUGUUCCUUCAAAAAAAAUUACCAGUGCCGUUGAUGAAGCAGGAGCUUCUAAUAAAAUGUGUGCACCUACAAAAAAAGUUUCAUUAAAACAUAGCAAAAUUCCAACGCACGCACCUAAAAAACCCAAUAAGGAAUUAUUUUGUUCAAAUAUGGAAAAAACAGGUAAUAACAAUCUAGCAAAACAUUCUAUGAAAAAAGAUUGCCCAGAAAUUCAAAAAAGUACUGGAGCUUCCUUAAAUGAUUAUGGUACUAAUAAAUUCGUCAGCAUGGCUUCUUCAAGUACAGCUGGGUCUGCUACACAAUCACUACCAAGAAUAAAUGUUAAUGCUGCGAAUGAAUACCAAUUUCCAACCAUUACCAAUGAUCCUCAAAGGGAUAUGUCCAAAUCAAAUAAGUCGGUUGAUGAGGAUUAUUUUAGUAUGGAAGAUAACCAAAGUAGUGAUUCAGCUUUAAUUCAUUUAAAAACAAAAAUGAACUUGGAAUCAAGCGAACAAGAUUCCGGGAUUAGUAAUCAACAUUUUCUCCCCAACUUUGAAUCUACAAGAAGAGUGAUGCCUUCUGAGUUAAGUCCAUCAUUAAUAAAUAAUGAGAUGAUAGUUGCCGAACCUAAAAAUGUAUUUAUGUCCACCGGUACAAGCGCGUCAAGUUCUUUAUUUGGUAAAUAUGGAGAGGAAGUGAGUAAAGUAACCGAGUCAAAUAUUCAAAAAGAAAAAUCAUUUUCAUUUUUGAUGAACAGUGAAAUUUUUUUAACUGAUUUACAAAAACAUAAAAUUCUCGCAGAAGAUGAAGCUGCCGUUUUCAAAACAAGAAAACCGAUAACGAUUUACAACGAUCCAAAAAUAAUUCUCGAUCGAAAUGAGCAGUACAUGAGGGAACAUUUAUUUACUCGCGGUAAGCUUGAUGACAUGGAUAGCGAGCUAAAGAGAAUUUUUGCAGAAUACAAGGAAAUGUUAAAAGUCAUAAUGAAUCUUGACAGCGUUAUCAAAAGACCAGCUGAAAAAAAGAAAUUAAUUAAGAAGCUGCGGAGGAGAGGUUCCAACGACGUCUUACGAAAUGAUAAAAUCAAAUCAUACAUCGAUGACCUUUAUACUUUAGAAUAUUUAGAUGAUAUAAUUACCUAUGAGUUUACUCAAGAAACGAAAUAUUUACUAACAAAGAGCACAAUAGAAAGCAAUAAAGAUGGCUCUUUAAGGAUAGUAGUCGUUGAUUGGCUUAUUAAGCUGCUGGAUCACUUAGAAAUUAACCAAUCAGUUUACUUGGCUGCCAUCAGGAUUUUUGAUAAAAUUAAAUUACAUUUUAAAAAGAUGGAAUAUCAGUUGGUCAUCAUAACAUCUCUAUGGAUUGCUUUUAAAUAUAAUAAUAAUUCCGAUGUUAUUACAGUACACAAGCUUUUUUCACUAUGCAAAGGUAAAUUCAGUACCAACCAGAUAAAAGAAAUGGAACUAACAAUGCUCAAGUUAUUGGAUUUUGAUUUAAAUAUUAGCAAUCCGCUGGAUUUUCUUUAUUUUUAUCUAAAAAAGGAGAAUUUAGAAAAUGACAAAAAAAUAGAAUGUGCAUCAAAUUUCAUAAUCGAAUUCUCAACUCUAUUUCCUCAGUAUCCAAGCAUUCUGCCCUCAUUGGUGGCAGAUGCAGCUUUGGUUCUUGCCAAGAGUUUUUUAAACUGCGACGUCAGAAGGGAUUCGCAUUUUCAGUACAACAAUCCAAUACAGGUUAAUUUUUAUGCAAACCUAUUUUUGCAGCAAUUAAAAUGGUUGAUGCAGCCGGAAUGUCCGUAUAAGGAAAUAUUCGAUAGAUAUAGUGGUAAAGGUUGUUGCAAUAUUAGCCAAAUAUUUUUAGCCAGAUCUUUGGAAGUUGCUAACAUUGAUUCUUUUUAAUUUUGUGUUGAAAUUGUUUUUAAAUUAUUUGUGUUUUUAUAUAUUUUUUAAUAUUUUAUAAAUUAAACUACCCAUGUGAUAAAAACAAUAUAUAUUUUAAGAAAUGCUUAUGAAUACUAUAAAAAUAAACCAUAAAUAAAUCACACUUUUUUAUGUUUCUCACCAUUUUAUAGUAUAAGCAAGUUUUUUCAAACUUAUCACGGUUCCAAAAACCUUAUCCCAAAGCAUGCUACUGAUUCCAAAUCCUACAAUAAAAAGAUU